UAAUAAUUUCAUAAUUAUUUCAGAAUUGGCGUUGUAUCUUGCUAUGGCAACAGCACUUCGUGAAAAAUUGGAUAUUGAACAGUUGGAAUGGACACCUGAGGAAGAAUUGCAACUAUUUCUGGCAAUGGAGGGUACAAGACCGGUUGGUAUAAAUAAACACUUCUAUAUGGCGUGUAUCGUGGAGAGAUUGUCGAAGUCUCUGCAACGCGAGAUUGGUAGCGAAUCCGUCUGGUACCAUCUUCGUACUAUGUACAACCUUAAGGCGCUGGAUGAACUGGAAUCAGUAGCAUUACUUAACGAUGAGAGUGAUUUCUGUUUGCCUGAAUCAGACUUUAGUAUUCUCAUCGCCAAGCGUCGGCAGGAAGAUGCCGAACGAAAUGUUGCAUUAGCAAUAAACGAACAGGAUUUAAGAAAGCAAGAUGCAAAAAUGGAGGCCUCAAUUGUGAAACCUGUGUCCAAAAUUGUUGUACCUGCAAGAGAUGUCAAGGAUUUGGAAAAGGACGAAACAAAAGAUCGUGAUUCAGGGCCCAUUAAAAUUAAGGCCAAAACUAUCGAUAAUGUUUGUGGCAAUGAUGGAGGACCGAAACGAGCACAAAAACGAACACGUGGUUCUAUGUCCAACGAUCCGAUCCAUUCUAAUAAUACUAGCCCUGCAAACACACCACCAAACGGGCCAAAUACAAAGCGGCGACGCAUUUAGUAUCAAUCAAUUUUAUCACGCAAAACAUUGAAGUCGAUGUCUAUCUCUAUAGUUUUGUCUCACAAUAAUACUGUGGGGGAUUUAGUUACAUUAUUCUAAAAUUAUUCACAUUAACAUAAACAUCCACAUUAACGAAUGACCAUCUCAGAAACAAUUGUUGAAAAAAGUGUAUUUUUACACUUGAAAACCUCACUUCAAACUAUAAAAGAUUUCAAAAUAAUAUUAAAAAUUUUAUAGAAUUAAAUGUAGCGCAUCGUAUCGUAAUCUAGCGUAAUUAUCUUUAAUAAUACAUAAAGUU
Messenger RNA from Anopheles nili, 998 nucleotides. RefSeq names its product MRG/MORF4L-binding protein (gene MrgBP). Gene Ontology annotation, cellular component: NuA4 histone acetyltransferase complex; nucleus. Lineage: Eukaryota; Metazoa; Arthropoda; Insecta; Diptera; Culicidae. Gene Ontology annotation, biological process: regulation of transcription by RNA polymerase II. The record is from RefSeq and is a predicted model, not a curated record. The transcript is spliced from 2 exons. The coding region runs from base 44 to 700 and encodes 218 amino acids.